Mytilus trossulus (common blue mussel) is the source of this 2632-nucleotide messenger RNA. RefSeq lists its product as uncharacterized. The transcript has 7 exons. Bases 23 to 1690 code for a protein of 555 amino acids. Gene Ontology annotation, molecular function: protease binding; death domain binding. The record is from RefSeq and is a predicted model, not a curated record. NCBI's taxonomy places the organism in Eukaryota, Metazoa, Mollusca, Bivalvia, Mytilida, Mytilidae. Gene Ontology annotation, biological process: regulation of apoptotic process.
UCUAAUAUGUGCAUGUCUGAGUAUGUGGACAUUAAAAGAGUACCAAGGACGGAAACUUCUGUUUUCUGGGUUUGUUGGGUUAUCAUUUGAUAAAGAGCAUGAUAUUGUUGUCUGUGUAGAAGGAAAUAAGAUCUUACUGCACCUUGUCCACAAGCGCUCCAAGGGCCUGAUAAUACCUGAUAUAGCCACCAGUGUCCGGGAUUGUUUGUUUGUCACUUUGGAGAGAAUAUCUGAAUUUUAUCAGUCAACUAUCCAUUGUAAAGCCAACAACAAGUUACCAUUCCACACUGAGUAUUCCUGCUCAAAAUUAAACUGUUUUACUCCAGAAGAAUAUAUGGUUGUAGAUACAGAGGAAUUUCUUUGCGAACAUGGUGAAAACAUUAAACACAACUGGAGAGUUUGGAAUCAGAAACUGGAACAAAUGCAGUGUGAUCCUAGUUGUCCAGGUUUGAGUGAAUAUUCUUUAGAUCAAAUUCCAAGUAACCCCGAGUUGCUUCGUCUUUCUGGUACUUGUGAGGAAGACUUGAUACAUGAAUUAGCACUUCGUCUUGGAAUGGAAGAGAUAGAUUGGAGAGAUAUUGUCAAGAAUUACACAGGAAAUACACAGAUGGUCAAGUUUUUGACACUUAUUCACUUGAAAGAGAAUUAUUCAAUAUGUUUUGGAGAUCUAGAUAAAAGUUUGCAAGAAAUGAAAUUAACAACACACACAUUAUGCAUGGUCAGGAGAAGAAAACAAGUGAAAUCUAGAAUUCCAGACGAUAUAUUAGAUUGUAUCCCUACAGAUGAAAUUUUAGACAAGCUAGCACCACAGAUUGGAAAAAUGGUUUUUCAACUUGGAACAGAACUCGGAUUAUCCAUAGCGGAUUUAGAAAACAUCGACAAAUGUAGUCCCGAUUUGACAGCCCAAAAUAAGGAAGUGUUAUUUACUUGGAGAAAAGACAGAUCAGUAAAACCUACAAUACGGGUUAUUAAACAAGCUUUGGUUAAUAUAAGAAAAGGUGUACGUUGUUUAGAGGAGGUUGUGAAGAACAUAGAUGCAAAAACAUUAAGAGCUGUGGAAAUUGUUACAGAUAAAAUUAGAGAUAAUGCAGACGGAAUCAUACAGGACAUACAAACCAGCCAAAUUUUAGACCAUAUGAUGACACAUCUGGUGAUAUCAGUAGACGACAGACGUUAUAUUGAACAUUAUCCUCGACAAGACGAUCAGAACAAAGCAUUGCUGGAUAUUGUAAUUAAAAGGAGAGAACCAGCUUACAGUGUGUUUGUUGGUGGAUUACGUAUUUAUGGAUACGAAGAUAUCGCUAAUGAUUUGAAAUGUGAUUUCAGUCCAAGUCCAACACCAACAUCUGCUGAAACUAAAGGCCUAUGGAAUUUUCCAUUAUAUAAAGUUCGUCUACAAAAGAACUACCUCAUGGUCAUCACUAAUAUACAACACGAGAACAUAGUAGAUCAUCUAAUAUCAAGAGAGGUAUUGUCAGUUGAUGAUGGGAAGAAGAUAGAAUCUGGUAAAACCCCACAGGAAAGGAACAGGAAUUUAAUGGACAUGCUGUUGCGUAAAAAUGAACAGGGAUAUAAUGAAUUUCUCAAAGCCCUAAAGAAAGACUCAAUUUAUGUAGAUCUAGCAGAGCAAAUAGAAAAGACAGAAGUUACUAGCACAGAUAUAACAACCCUUCAUUCAUGUUUUAAAUAAAUGUAAUUUCUUUCAAAAAAAACCUUUACACGAGAAGGUUAAGACAGCUAGGACAAACACAUGUAAACAAUGAAUAGAAGGAGGUAUUGUCAAUCCAAUGUUCAAUGAUUUGGUCACUUAAACCAUCAAAGUGAAUGAAUCACAAUAUAUUAAUGAUUACAAUCUUUUAUAUUAUAAAUAUGUCAUUUGAAAGUGUCAUGCUUGGCAAGGAAAAAGAUAAAAUAUGUACCCCUUUUACGAGUAUUCAUUCCUGUAAACACAAAUCCCCCUACGAGUGUUUGUUCCAUAACAGAUAUGAUAACUUUGAAGCAGUCAUGAUAUAUUUUAUAUUCAUAUAAAACAAUUUAAAUGCAUCUUUAUACAAUUAUUAGGAACCAGUAAUUGGAAAGUUCAUAUGCACUACUGUUUUCUCAAAAGUCAAAACAUAUGGCUGUGUGGCAUAUUUUCAACAUUUUUAGGCCUCAAACUUCCAAGAAUUUAAACCUACAUGUAUACUGAAAAAAUGUAUUUUCUCUCACUUAACAUUUGGUCCUUCACAGAAUUUAAUUUGGCCGCUAUCCAUGUGAAUUCAUACUGGUAAAAUUCCUAAGAUGUGUCUCAUUGAGAUGCAACAUAGUAUCAUAUCUAGCAACCAGUAGGUAAACAAAACAUAUAUCACUAGUAGAUAUCCCAAAAUAGGCGUUGUUUGUGAAACAGCUGUAUUUACAAAGUGCAACCUUAAGGAAAUGUCAUAACUUGAUACAAUAUAUUAGAUGUACUAUUUUGAUGAAUUUUGAAUAACCUACAUAGCUGCAAUUAGGUUAUUAUCAAUUUCUUUUCAGUCAUAAUUGUGUAUGUUAAUCUCUUAAAGCUGUUCAAUGUUACCUUAAUAGUCAAUUUAGGUCUACAUUUUAUGUCUAAUGAAUAUUAAAGUAUGCACAUAUGAAAUAAUUAAUUCAGUGA